AUGAUGCCAACACGUUUUGGAAUUGGAUUCGGGCUGAAACAGUUGAAUCAGGCUGGUGCUCUCGUUUUGAUUUAUACCGACGGUUCAGUGCUGGUUUCCCACGGAGGUAUGGAAAUGGGCCAAGGGCUGCACACGAAAAUCCUGCAGAUAACAGCUCGAAUUUUGGACAUUCCUAUCGAAAUGGUGCAUAUUCAUGAGACAGCCACGGACAAGGUUCCGAACGCUUCUCCAACAGCUGCGUCAGUGGGAAGUGAUAUGAAUGGUCUUGCUGUGCAGGAUGCUUGUAAUAAACUCCUGAAGCGCUUGGAGCCUUUCAAAAAGGCCAACCCCAAAGGAACAUGGGUAGAAUGGGUUCGUCAAGCUUACGUGGAGCGGGUUUCGUUGUCGGCUACCGGAUUUGGAAUGUAUGUGAGAGUCAAUUCGCGUCAACGGCUGGAACAGUUGUGUUGGUCUAUCCAGAUGCUUACUUUUUCCAGAAUUCACAGCGAAACUGUCGACUUCUUCAAUGGCAAAGGAGCCGAGAUGUUUGGCUAUUGCGUAUAUGGAAGUGCUUGCUGUGAAGUUGAAGUUGACUGCUUAACAGGAGAUCAUCACCUCCUACGAACUGACAUUGUAAUGGACGUUGGUGACUCACUGAAUCCAGCAAUAGACAUCGGUCAAAUAGAGGGAGCAUUCGUGCAGGGUUAUGGCCUAUUCACCAUGGAGGAAAUAAAGAUUCGACCCGACGGUGUACGGCUGACGCGAGGGCCAGGCAAUUACAAAAUUCCGUCAGCAGACGAUGCACCACGACAUUUCAACGUUCGGCUACUGAAGGGAUCCAGUAACCGAAUGGGGAUAUUUUCGUCUAAGGCAGUUGGCGAACCACCGCUGUUCCUCGGAGCCUGUGCAUUUUUCGCCAUUCGAGAAGCUGUGCGGUCGUUCCGUCUAGAGCAUGGUCUCAAGGGAUACUUCCGAUUCGAUUCGCCAGCUACUCCAGAACAAAUCCGUUUGGCAUGCGAAGAUGAGAUCUUAAGCAAGGUACCACAGCUACCAGCAAAAGGCACGUACACACCAUGGACAGUCGCCUUAUAA
Molecule: messenger RNA, 1071 nt
Organism: Ostertagia ostertagi
Lineage: Eukaryota; Metazoa; Nematoda; Chromadorea; Rhabditida; Trichostrongylidae
Source: the annotation of a GenBank genome assembly